This is a messenger RNA of Hydra vulgaris (swiftwater hydra), 3248 nucleotides long. Its product is annotated as mitogen-activated protein kinase kinase kinase 1. Gene Ontology annotation, molecular function: zinc ion binding; ATP binding; protein kinase activity. Gene Ontology annotation, biological process: protein phosphorylation. NCBI's taxonomy places the organism in Eukaryota, Metazoa, Cnidaria, Hydrozoa, Anthoathecata, Hydridae. The record is from RefSeq and is a predicted model, not a curated record.
UUACGACUUACACUGUGUAUGUAGAAAACGAAUCAAACAUAAAUGUAGAAAACAAAAGCCUUGUUUUGAUUUCAAGGUUAUUGCAUAAGCUAUUAUUAUAACAAAGUUAAAAUAUGAAUCCUAACGUACACCAUGUAAAAACAAGCUUUAACAAGGUAGAAAAAUCAGAUAGAAAACGAAGUCCGUCUCCACGGUUUUCAAAGAGAUCACCAUCGCCAAAUGUUGAUCCUCAUGCUGAUGCUGACAUGAAUCGUGUUAAAAAACAAGUUGCUAAAGUAUUAAAAGCAAGACUUUAUCUUCUUGAACAACCUGGACCCAACUCGUUCCAUAUAGGAGGUGAUUCUCCCGAUCACAAAUAUAAAGUCAUAAUUGGUCCUCAGACAUGUACAUGUGGAAAAGAUCAGUUUUGUGUACAUGUUCUUUUUGUCAUGUUGCGUGUAUUUCAAAUUAAAGAAACGGAUCCUUUGCUUUGGUCAAGAGAACUCAAAAAUUAUGAGGUGGAAACUCUUUUUACUAAAUAUCGCCAAAGGAUUGCUGCUCUAUCAACUAAGAAAAUUCAAGCUAGUAUUUUUAAAUCAAAAACUACACAAUCUACUGUAUUGCCUAGUCCUUUAGUUGUGGCUGGAAACUCUUCACACCCAUUUAGUUCUAUUAAAGAAGAAGAAGAAGUUUGCCCCAUAUGUUUAUCAGAUCUUGUUGAAGGUGAGAGUAUGACAUUAUGCAAAGAUGGUUGUCAAAAUCGACUUCAUCAUCAUUGUAUGGCUGUGUGGGCAGAAGAAUGCAAAAGGCGUAAAGAAAAGUUAAAUUGUCCAUUGUGUCGAACUGUUUGGAAGUCUCGAAGAAGUACUUCUCCAGAAAAACUUGGUCAAAGCAUCAAUUCUCAUGAAAGUCAUUUAGCGUCAGUGGAUGCUCCAGGUCUUCCUUGUAAUGAAGUAGUUCCAGAAGAAUACAAAAAUCUUACUAAAUCUUGGAUAGAGAUAUUUGGCUUUGAUGCUGUUGCAUGUUUGUUUUCAAGAGAUUGGAAACAUCGAGAAUCUGGGUUGCGUUAUAUUAGUCGUAAAGCUGUAAAAACACUGACAGAGCGUCGUUCAACAACAUCUUAUGUCGAAAAUAAGCAUGAAACGAUUCAAGCAUUUACUGCUGUAUUAGAAUAUGUUUUAGCUGAUCCUGUAUAUAAUGUUUUCAUUGGUGCUCUUCGUGCAUUUCGUGCAAUUAUUUCUGCAGUUCAAAAUCGUACACCGAAUGAAAUUAACUUGUUCAAUCAAGCAAUCAAACCAGUUAUAGAAAAAAUCAUUUUAAAGUGUGCAGAUGCAAACAGGCGUGUAGUCAUUAUUGCCAUUAAAGUUUUAAUAGAGUUUGUACAAGGUGAACUUUAUGCAUUGAGUAAUGGAUCAGAAAAUUUUAUGAAUCUAAUAUUUACAUGUUAUAAAAUCAAUAAUGAAGAGCUAUCCAAUUGGCAGUGGUGGUUAGGUCGCUUGGCUUUUAUGAGACGACUGCUUGAUGAACAUGGUCAUUUAGUGCUACGUUGUGAAGACGAUCUUCUCAACCUUGCUUUACCAGUCUCACCACGCAUUGAUAUGGAUUUGAACCAAUUUUUAUCAUCUCUUGAAGAGAAUAUUCACACUCGUUCAACAUUUGAUGAUGUAGCUAUUCAAAGGCUCCAUGACAUUGUAAUUUUCUCAACUUCAGCAAUAUUAUCUACUCAUAAAAAAGUACAUUUAAAUGCUUUGUCAUUACUAGUAAAAUGCAUAGCUAUAUCUUCACAUGAUUCAGUGGCAUUUCAGCGUAUCAAAAAAACAAUAAAUGAUUUAAAUCAUAGUAUAAAGAGUAAACUUCAUAGACACUUGUCUUCAGAAGCUCAGAGGGAGCAACAUGAUAUAUUGAAUAUUUUAGAUGAUUAUGAAGAUCACCCAGAUCAGCGAGGUACUUUUGAUGUCACACUAAAUGAAGAUGAAGAAAAAGAAUUAGCUGAAGCUGGUGCCUCUGCAGCUUUAACACCACCUGCAUCUCCUAAAAAUGUGCAGAAACCUCAUGUUAGUCCUCCAUCUUCUGCCUAUGACCCUGGUUUAAAAUGUGUGCGACAAGUAGAAGAUGAUGAAGCAGUUGCUCUGGCAGUAGCUUUAGAAAAGUCUAUGCAGAGACCUGAAAAUGUAAUACCUGAGCAGCUAAUACCUACAGAUGAUAUAACACUAGUUUACAUUCAACCAGUGGAUGGUAGAGAUAGUGAAACAUGCUCACCUAAAAAUGUAUACUUAGAAAACAUUCACUGGAAAAAAGGAGGCUUGCUGGGUACAGGAGCUUUUUCUACUUGUUAUGAAGCCAUGGAUUUUAAAAGUGGGCGUUUGAUGGCAGUAAAACAGAUAUCAUUUUGUCGUAAUUGUGAAGAAGAACAAAACAAAGUGCAUGAAGUUGUACUCGAAGAAAUUGCAUUGUUGACUAAACUUAAACAUCCUAAUAUUGUAUCUUGCAUUGGUGCAACUCAGCAUGAAGGUCAUUACAAUUUGUUUAUGGAAUUAAUGCCAGGGGGAUCAAUUAGUCGUUUGUUAUUACGGUUUGGUCCUUUUCGCGAGUCUGUAAUUUUAAGUUAUACAAGACAAAUUUUACAAGCACUGGCAUAUCUCCAUCAACACCAUACUCUGCAUCGUGAUCUUAAAGGUGCUAACAUACUUGUAGAUAGCACAGGACAGAUAGUUAAACUAAGUGAUUUUGGGACUGCAGCAAGAUUACUUUCAAAAUGCACUGGUACAAAAGAGUUUUCUGGUCAGUUACUUGGUACUAUACCUUUUAUGGCACCAGAGGUUUUGCGAGGUGCACAUUACGGACGUAAAUGUGACAUUUGGAGUUUAGGAUGUUGCGUCAUAGAAAUGGCAACCUCUCAACACCCGUGGGGAACUGAACAUAGCGAUAAUCAUCUUGCGUUAAUGUUUAAGAUUGCUAGCGCAAACUGUUCUCCUUCCAUACCUCAAUCGCUUGGACCUGGAUUACGUGAUUUGGUACUUAGAUGUUUAGAAAUAAAGGAGUCCGAUCGUCCGACCUCCCAUGAACUACUGCAACAUGCAAUAUUUCGAAUUUAAAAUCGAUUUUUAACAACUUGUAAAUAUUGACACAACAAAUUUAUUAAGAAACAUACUCCACAAGUUUUAUUGUGGAAAAUUGUUGUAUAUACACGCAUAUUUUUAUGGAUUAUACUGAAAUGUUUUUAUCGUGUAAAAAGUUCUGUUCAGUAUGAAAAAGAGUUAUAUAUAGGA